Messenger RNA from Klebsormidium nitens, 1158 nucleotides. The record is from the annotation of a GenBank genome assembly. Lineage: Eukaryota; Viridiplantae; Streptophyta; Klebsormidiophyceae; Klebsormidiales; Klebsormidiaceae.
GAAUACCGUACCUCAGGCUCCAGAGCCUGCUGAAGCCUUGCAACUCUGAGUUUUUAACAGUCCUGAACACGAUGAUGAGUCUCCAGAACUCCCCCCCUAGAUAGCUCGUAAAGGAAGGGAGCUGGGAACUGGGGCGGCGUGCCUUAGACUGCAGGUUGCUGUAUUGAUCAGCCAGCUCGUCAAGCGUCUGAACAUAUCUCAGGGCCAAAAAGCUGGGCACCAUUUGAGUAUUGUUAUUGUCUUGACAGCAAGAUCCCUCCUAAUAGGCCGCGAGCACACCAGGUGUCUGCUUUCCUGGUGCUUAAUUAAUGAAUGACUAAGAUGUCGCUUGCGGGGGAGGUGAAGAACGUGUUUGUAUAUGGGAGCCUGCUGGCUGAGGAGGUCGUCCGGAUCUUGAUAGGACGGAUCCCUCCCUGUGCUGCUGCAUACUUGACGGACUAUCACCGCUACAGCAUCGAGGGCAGGUCUUAUCCUGCCAUUGCCCCGAAGAACGGUGGGCGCGUUGUUGGACUUGUCUAUUUCGACCUGACGGACCACGAGCAGGCCGUCUUCGACGAAUUCGAAAGCGAGGACUACGAGCGGUGCUUGGUCGAUGCGGUUCUUAUGGUCGAUGGGACAAGCGGAGCUGGGGAUCCAGAAGACUCGCCGGCUCUUCCAUCACAAUCGCAAACAGCGGGGGCCGCUCGAACAGUGGAAGCGCAUGUUUACUCAUGGGCGGACCCGCACGACCCUCAACUGUACGGGACUUGGGACUACGAAGAGUUUCGGGAAAAGGGGAUGCCGAGCUUUCUUCGGAUGUGCUCUGUUUUCAGAACGGAGAUGAGUAGACAGUGGGGCCCGCCGCCUGCGCCUGUUGAGUAAUCUUAUUCAUUCAUAGAACACUCGGACGGAAGGAGUGUCGACGCAGAGACAGACAGCAUUGUUCGAGGACAAUAUGUUGUCGUUUUUCAGUCACCUAUUGGAAUAGGUAACACUUUGGCACUGCAAGGCCGCUGAAGAUUAUUAUUUCAUUGCUCGCUUAGAGAAGGCCAUAGGUAUUACAGGAUCACAUUACAAAGCAUGCCCUAAAUCAAAGCUCAUCUGUACAGGAACAUUCUCGUAGAAACAUGGUGCAAGGUCAAUAUCGUUGCAGAAAAUCCUUUCCCACUGUCAAUCAAG